AUGGGCGGGAACCACUCCCACAAGCCCCCCGUGUUCGACGAGAAUGAGGAAGUCAACUUUGACCAUUUUCAGAUUCUGCGGGCCAUUGGUAAAGGGAGUUUUGGAAAGGUAUGCAUCGUGCAGAAGCGAGACACGAAGAAAAUGUACGCGAUGAAGUACAUGAACAAGCAGAAAUGCAUCGAGAGAGAUGAAGUCCGCAACGUCUUCCGGGAGCUGCAGAUCAUGCAGGGGCUGGAGCACCCUUUCCUGGUCAACCUGUGGUACUCCUUCCAGGACGAGGAGGACAUGUUCAUGGUGGUGGACCUGCUCCUGGGCGGGGACCUGCGCUACCACCUGCAGCAGAACGUGCACUUCUCCGAGGGGGCCGUGAAGCUGUACAUCUGCGAGCUGGCGCUGGCCCUGGAGUACCUGCAGAGGUUCCACAUCAUCCACAGAGACAUCAAGCCUGACAACAUACUUCUGGACGAGCACGGACACGUUCACAUCACAGACUUCAACAUAGCGACGGUCGUGAAAGGAGCAGAAAAAGCGUCCUCCAUGGCCGGGACCAAGCCCUACAUGGCCCCCGAAGUGUUCCAGGUGUACGUGGACGGAGGCCCCGGGUACUCGUACCCGGUCGACUGGUGGUCCCUGGGCAUCACCGCCUACGAGCUGCUGCGGGGCUGGAGACCGUAUGAAAUCCACUCGGCCACGCCCGUCGAGGAGGUCCUCAACAUGUUCAAGGUGGAGCGCGUCCACUACUCCUCCACGUGGUGCAAAGGCCUGGUUGCCCUGCUGAAGAAGCUCCUGACCAAGGACCCCGAGAGCCGUCUGUCCAGCCUUGGUGACGUCCAGAGCGCACCCUACUUGGCCGACAUGAACUGGGAUGCGGUGUUCGAGAAGGCACUGACGCCCGGCUUUGUGCCCAAUAAGGGGAGAUUGAAUUGCGACCCCACGUUUGAACUUGAAGAAAUGAUCCUCGAAUCCAAGCCACUUCACAAAAAGAAGAAGAGGCUGGCCAAGAACAGGUCCAAAGACGGCACAAAGGACAGCUGUCCUCUGAACGGACACCUCCAGCAGUGCUUGGAGACCGUGCGGAAGGAAUUCAUCAUAUUCAACAGAGAGAAGCUGAGGAGGCAGCAGGGACCGAGCGGCCAGCUGCUGGACGCGGAGGGCCGAGCCGGGGGCCAGGCCCCGGGCAAGCUGCAGGACGGGCGCAACAACAACAUGCCAGGCCACGCCUGCUCCGGGGGCUGCAGCAGCUAAGCCCGCGCCUGCGGCCCAGGAAGGGGCUGAGCGCUGCCCAUCCGCCCACCGGAAGCCCUUCUCCGUGCCUCCGCGGCCCCUGCCUCACCCCUGGGAACACCAGAUGCACAGAGAGCCCUGGGUUGGAGCUGGGCAGCCCGAGUUCUGGUCGCAGGUGCCCGACGGAUUCUCCGUGUGACUUGGGACAGCCUCACUCUUCCUGUGCCUCAGUUUUCUGCAUCUGCCAAAGGGGUUAACACAGCUCUCUGUCCCACUUCUACGAGGUUAUUGGGAGAAACAGCUCUCUGUCCGCUAACUGCAAGGUUAUUGGGAGAAGCCAAAUAGGUAGGAGACGUGCAACAUCUGUGACAUUUACGAAAUUGUUUACACGGGCAAAAUGGAACCUUGAUAUUCGAAGUGCACUCCCAUCCCGGAAAGCAACCAGAUCCCCCCCCCCAACACACACACCAACUUUGUGAACAUGGGAAUGCCAUUCCCAAAUCCUGAAGCAAAACCGGAAGUGUCUUCGUUUGCCUUCUCCGGAAGGCCCAUCUUUCUGACCCUCCAAGGUGGCCUGGCCACACACCAGCCUGGCUCCCUAGGUCUUGAUGCUGUUGAUGCUGCAGGUGAAUGUCCGCCCCUACCCACAGAAGACUGCCUCCCCCCUGUAAUUCCAGCAGGUCCCUGCCCCACACCCCACACAGGCGCAGCAGGUGGAUGCCCUUCAGAAGGUCAAGUCGCUGACCAUCAUUUUGAGAGUUCCUCCCAAAACCCAGUCCACGGCCAAAUUUUGAGUCCCCAUCUCCCUUCUGGGGGUCUUUCCUGGGAAGGGUGUGAAGUGACCUCCUCAGCAUUUGUCUUUAAGAGGGUCCCCAAAUGCCACUGAUGGGGUGGCUCUGUAUCGAAGAAUGAAGACGCAUGGGUGACCAGCAAGUUCAGUCUCGGAGGACAGUGGACUCACACAAGGCACAAACCGCUGUGGGACCUGUCCAGGGAGCACUCUCACCCCCUGGAUGGGGAGACACCAGAGCGCCGGCGGACAGACCUCGGCGUGGUGCCAGGCUCGCGUCCAGAACCCAGCCCUGCUGUUUACUAACCGGAAGACCUUAGGCAAACUGCAUAAUCACUUCUGUGUCAUUUCCUCGUUUCACAGUGGAGACGGUGAGUCCGGCCUCGCAAGGCUGGUGCGGGAUCCGGCAGCAUCCCGUGCGUCACGUACCCAGCACACAGCACUCACUGAACGGUCGGCACGCCUGUCCACAUCACCAUCGUCGUUCGCAGAAACUUCCCCGUGUCACUCAUUUGGCAGGUCACUUGCGUAGAAGUAAGUUUGGUGGUUUGGAUUCCUCGAACUUGUCUUCCUGGAGUCUUGGAACCCCGUCCAUCCCUGUGAAUGUUCCACUGUUUUUAUUUUUCCUUCCAACUUCCGGUUUUUACUUUUUACAUCAUCGAUCCGUCUUCGGGGGCUGUCCAUGUCAUCUCUUUGACAUCUUAAGAGACGUUGUAAUGGAGGGUUUUCCAUUUUUAAUCUUAACAAAGGAAAUGCUCAUGAUUUUCCUCCUUGGAAGCAAGCUACUCCACGAUUAUGUCGCCCACGUCGGUCCACUGUCUUUCACCCUCGUCAUCCUCGUCCCCCACCGGCACUGUCCUGUUCUCUCCAGGAAAUCACAGGGCUGCUCCUCCCUUCACUAUGACCCGGGCAGCACUUAGGAUUUCUUGCUGGGCUGAGUUCAUGAGUUAGGGGGCAGGAGCUGGAAGUAGCCCAAGAGACGCUAGAUUUCCUGGCUGUGUUUAAGUCGGUGUUGUUUCUUGUUCAGAAUAAACUAUUUCUUAGACCUUCCUUCCUA
Suricata suricatta (meerkat) is the source of this 3071-nucleotide messenger RNA. RefSeq names its product serine/threonine kinase 32B (gene STK32B). Bases 1 to 1245 code for a protein of 414 amino acids. The transcript is spliced from 12 exons. Gene Ontology annotation, molecular function: G protein-coupled receptor binding; G protein-coupled receptor kinase activity; ATP binding. The record is from RefSeq and is a predicted model, not a curated record. Lineage: Eukaryota; Metazoa; Chordata; Mammalia; Carnivora; Herpestidae. Gene Ontology annotation, biological process: protein phosphorylation; regulation of signal transduction; G protein-coupled receptor signaling pathway.